GAGGAGAAGAAGUAGCAGGAGGAGGAGGAGAAGCAGGAGGAGGAGGAGGAGGAGGGACGCGCCGGGAAGGCAGUAACUUUAAAGCCAGCUCCGAGCCCAGAUCUCCGAGCCGAUCGGUUUGCAGCGCGGCGGCGGCGGCGGCGUUGUGUGUCUGGCCCGCCGGUCCGGUCGGGGUGUGCAGUCGGACGGACGAGCAGCGCCUCGCUGUCCCCCUCCGGCGGCUGGAGAUGUCCGAGCCUAAGGCAAUUGAUCCCAAGUUGUCGACGACCGACCGGGUGGUGAAAGCUGUUCCGUUUCCUCCAAGUCACCGGCUUACAGCAAAGGAAGUGUUUGAUAAUGAUGGAAAGCCUCGUGUGGAUAUCUUAAAAGCACAUCUCAUGAAGGAGGGAAGGCUGGAAGAAAGUGUUGCAUUGAGAAUAAUAACAGAGGGUGCUUCAAUUCUUCGACAGGAAAAAAACUUGCUGGAUAUCGAUGCACCAGUCACAGUUUGUGGGGACAUCCAUGGACAGUUCUUUGACUUGAUGAAGCUCUUCGAAGUGGGGGGAUCGCCUGCCAACACUCGCUACCUCUUCUUAGGGGACUAUGUUGACAGAGGGUACUUCAGUAUCGAAUGUGUGCUGUAUUUGUGGGCCUUGAAAAUUCUUUACCCCAAAACACUGUUUUUACUUCGUGGAAAUCAUGAAUGUAGACAUCUAACAGAGUAUUUCACAUUUAAACAAGAAUGUAAAAUAAAGUAUUCAGAACGCGUGUAUGACGCUUGUAUGGAUGCCUUCGAUUGCCUUCCCUUGGCUGCCCUGAUGAACCAACAGUUCCUGUGUGUGCACGGUGGCUUGUCACCAGAGAUCAACACUUUAGAUGACAUCAGGAAAUUAGACCGAUUCAAAGAACCACCUGCUUAUGGACCCAUGUGUGACAUCCUGUGGUCAGACCCCCUGGAGGAUUUCGGGAAUGAGAAGACUCAGGAACAUUUCACUCACAACACAGUCAGGGGGUGUUCAUACUUCUACAGUUACCCCGCUGUAUGUGAAUUCUUGCAGCACAAUAACUUGUUAUCUAUACUUCGAGCCCAUGAAGCCCAAGAUGCAGGGUAUCGCAUGUACAGGAAAAGCCAAACAACAGGCUUCCCUUCUCUAAUUACCAUUUUUUCAGCACCAAAUUACUUAGAUGUAUACAAUAACAAAGUGACUGAGAUGCUGGUCAACGUCCUUAACAUCUGUUCAGAUGAUGAACUAGGGUCAGAAGAAGAUGGAUUUGAUGGAGCAACAGCUGCCGCCCGGAAGGAGGUCAUAAGGAACAAGAUCCGUGCAAUUGGCAAAAUGGCCCGAGUGUUCUCGGUUCUCAGAGAAGAGAGUGAGAGUGUCCUGACUCUGAAGGGCUUGACCCCCACUGGCAUGCUCCCCAGCGGAGUACUUUCUGGAGGGAAGCAAACCCUGCAAAGCGCGAUCAAAGGAUUUUCACCACAACAUAAGAUCACUAGCUUCGAGGAAGCCAAGGGCUUAGACCGAAUUAACGAGAGGAUGCCACCUCGCAGAGACGCCCUGCCCUCUGAUGCCAACCUUAACUCCAUCAACAAGGCUCUCGCCUCAGAAACUAACGGCACGGACAGCAAUGGCAGUAAUAGCAGCAAUAUCCAGUGACCACUUCCUGUUCACUUUCUUCUUUUGUUUCCUUUUUUUGUUUUUUCUUUGAGCUGCAGGGCGUGAGUGGUAUGGCUGCUGCCUAUCAGCAUUCGGAUGUUCUUGCCUCUGAUGGUAGCUUAUUUGCUCUGGGGGCUAGGAAUUGGAUUCAGUUUACACUAUCAUUUAAAAAAACAAAGAGGGAGAGAGAUAAUAAACUAUAUUUUGGUGAGGGUGGUGAUUACACACCUCUUUUGGGUAUGCCUUUUAAAAAAUGCUUAUAGGGGGAAAAAAUUUUUAAAAAGAAAGCUAACGCUAGUAUAGACUGCAAUGUUAGGGGAAUGACCGAGUUUUCCUACUGCAUUGAGGACUCCUAGAUAGGUGAAUGAAAAGCCUUUUAUUCUGUUACUGGACAUGAAAACUUUGUCUAAUUUCUUACUAUUGUACGUUUACAGUCGCAGCACUAAAAAUGGAUGAUAUCAACAUUUUUAACAAAAAUGAUGUACAAACUAAAUAAGGACUAUUUAUUGAUAAUGUUUUGCUACUCUUGUCAGACAAUGGCUAUAAACUGAAUUAGGCAGUCUUAAAAAAAACAGAAAAAGAAAAAAAAAGAGAAUGUUGCAGAUUUGUUAAAAUGCCAAAAAAAAAAAAAAAGGACAGUUUCAUUUUAAUUUUGUGCAGGUUCUGCUGAGCUCAGGUUUCUUUAGUAUGCUUGAAUGCCCUUUUCCUACAUUACACUUAUUAAUUUGGCAGUGAAUCUCUUUACUUUUCUUUUAAGUUUGAAAAAAAAACUGGAAUAAUUACACCUAUCUUUUUUGCUGUUUAUAUUUAGGGGUUUUUGUUGAUAAAAUCAAGUCUUGGUUGUGGCUUGCUGAAUUAAAUAUUUAUGAGUGGUGCAUUUUUAAGUAUAGUGAACAAGACACCAUGUUAAGUACAGUGAUAAAGCAUCUAUAUUCUGUAAAAAACAAAAAACAAAAAACAAAAUCUGCCUAUGCAUGUUUUUUAAGAAAAAAAAAUGGCUGUAUUGGCCUGUAUGGGACUGUAAUGCGCUUAGUGGUCUGACAUAUACUGGAAAUGUAUGUAUACUGGCGUUCUUUAUAUUCUCUAAAAUGCUUAAUGCCUUUGAAAUUUUGUAAUCAAAACAGCUUUGAAAAAAAUCUAAAGGGGAAAGUAUUCUUAAAAGUUUUUAACAUAAGCUUGUCAGUGCACAUAUAGAUGGUUAGCAUGUUUAGCAAACCUUGUGAAAUUUAAAUAAGUUUGUAGUUACAUGUGAAACUCUAAAUGCAUGGUAACUGUUUAACGUCAUAAUGGUUUAGUUACUUCGUUCUGUUCUGUCAUGUGCCACAAAAUAUGUACUUUUUUCACUCUUUUCCCUUUGUAUAUCAGUUACGGGUUACAACUGGUUCAUUCUGAAAACAACAACGACGACAAAAAAAAAGUCCAUUCAUAUUUUUUAACAAUUGUAUAAGUGCCCAAGUAAUUCACUACAGCCUAAAGCCUUGCCUUUGUAAUUUGACUUCUGAAAUGUUGGCGAUCAAAGCAUGCACUUGUAACAAUGACAAAGAAAAAGCAUUUUAUAUUACUACUCAAUAAAAUGUGCAUGAACUUAAAAGAACUCUCACCCUUUCACUGAGUCUGCUGAAGGGAUUUCUGCGUACAACUACCAUGGCGGCCUCUAGUUGCUGGCCCACCACCGCUUGGCACAGUUAUUUUCCCAGGCUCCUUUGUAAGGGCCUCGUGAUCUGAGGCAUGGUGCCGACUUCUGCUGUAAAAAUCCUGGUGGGUUUGUGUCUCAUAUCAGAUGACAGCAGUCUAGAGCAAUUGCCAUCUUCUGGCUCUCUCAAGUAGGAGAACCAGUUAAGAAACCUGAGCAUUCCUUUUUAUUGAACUUAAAAAAUAAUGAUCAAUUUGUUAUCAGGUUGUUUCAGUUGUAUUGGAUGCCCUAUAUUGCUAAAACAAAAAAACAAACAAAAAAAAACGAACUAGGCUACAAAACAUUUCCAUCACAGGAGAGAGUUGUGCACUGUAUUGAUAAUGAAGUUUGUAUUUCUGUGCUUCACUAAUAUCUAAUCACCCGGAGAUUUAACAUCCACCCAAUUUCAGUUUAUCUCUUAACAUUGUUCAUUUUAGUGCACUUUGUUUGUAUAAUAAAGUAUGCCUGUUAUAAAGUAAUAAGAAUAUGGCAAUUAGUGAUAGAGUGUACCAAAACAAAGAUGUUCUAGAUAUAUUCUCUGACAAAGACUAUCCCAUGUUUAUGCUAAUGAAUCUAAGCAUUUUUUCCUGUGGAUAUUUUUCCAUCGUAACAUUAAAAAAAAAAAAAAGAUAUCCAAGGAAGAUAUUUAGAUGCAACUUACUAGAAUGAUGUGAAAGAAAAGGUAAUUCUGAUACCAAGGUGUUUAUUUUAUUUCUUAUAAUGCAGAGAAAAUAUCCUGAAAAAAAAAUCACUUUUUGGAUUCCUUCCUUUUACAAAUUGUGCUAAGGCAACUAUGGCAUAGAAAUAAACAUUUGACAAUGAAAUAAG
This is a messenger RNA of Dipodomys ordii (Ord's kangaroo rat), 4137 nucleotides long. It is a transcript of the gene Ppp3ca, whose product is annotated as protein phosphatase 3, catalytic subunit, alpha isozyme. The coding region runs from base 228 to 1637 and encodes 469 amino acids. The record is from RefSeq and is a predicted model, not a curated record. The transcript has 12 exons. Gene Ontology annotation, cellular component: cytoplasm; cytosol; calcineurin complex. Gene Ontology annotation, molecular function: calmodulin-dependent protein phosphatase activity; calmodulin binding. Gene Ontology annotation, biological process: calcineurin-NFAT signaling cascade. Lineage: Eukaryota; Metazoa; Chordata; Mammalia; Rodentia; Heteromyidae.